Molecule: messenger RNA, 2033 nt
Organism: Amblyraja radiata (thorny skate)
Lineage: Eukaryota; Metazoa; Chordata; Chondrichthyes; Rajiformes; Rajidae
Gene: iqcc
Product: IQ motif containing C
Exons: 5
Coding region: 5-739 (244 amino acids)
Source: RefSeq, a predicted model, not a curated record
UAAAAUGGCGGCGGGGCUGCGCGGAAUCUGUCGUCUGCAGGCUUAUGGUAGAGGUUAUUUGAUAAGAAAAAAGUUCCGAAGUUUGCGUCAAGAUUAUGAGAGCAUUGUGAAAGAAAUUGAAGGAGGAUUGGACAAUUUGGAAUGGGAUGGGAAAGUGUUGCCUAGACCCAAAUUUAGGAAUCAGAUUGCAGGAAUGGACAAUGUGCACAAAUUAUCUAAAACCCAAACAUCUCCAGCACUCUGUCCUGAAGCUGAUAAAAGUGCUGACUGUUCGCUGAUCGAGAAUGAUGAACCAGUAAAAGAUUCUUGUGAUGGCAGGAAUUCCACCAGCGGACAAAGUGCUCCCAUGCAGCUUGUUGCCAGCGCUCUGAGUACAGACACCAGUUCACACUGGGAGGCAGCACAGACCGAAGGUGUGAGUGCACUGUUUGAGACAGAGGAAGCAUCCUGUGCAGAUGGUGCUGAGAGGAAAGUCCUUGAGAGCUGCACCACAGUACUGUCAGCAUGUGGUGGCACAAUACGGGAGCAUGCAUCUGCUGAUGGCGUCGCAAGUAAAAUGCAAGAUGCAAAGAAUGAACCUCUGUAUAAAUUGCAAAGGAAAGAGAUGCCCACAGCAUAUGAGGAUCUUCAGAACUACAGAAGCAACCUUGCGAUGGAACUCCUGUGGCUGCAACAAGCCAUUGCCAGCCGUAAAAAAUAUCUGAUACUGAAGCAAAGGCUGGGAGCUCCAGAACCAUGAUAUGGUUUCAGAUUUGGAAGCACCGCAAGAACUGUAAGAAACAAAGUUGAACAUAAACCACUUCUUGCUGUUAAAUCAAAAAUGAACAAGCGAUGACACUAGUGACGGUGUGGAACAGACUUGCCUGCGAUGAACCCUGUAGCACAGUGCUUGCUGGAAGCCUGUACCGCAAAAGGAAAGGUUUAAUGAAUGCUAUUAUCCUUAAUGCACCUUUGAAGGAAGGCAUGGUGCUAUUUUGUACCGUUCCUGCGUUAUAGUAGUCUGUUUCAUGAUCAUGGAUCUUUACUAAUCCUGUUAAACUCCCAGCCAUAAUUCAACACUUUAGAAAAUUAUCUUCCCUUUAAUCUAAUAUGCCAGUUGUUUUGUAGCUGGUUUGGACUAGAGCACCUAUCACUGAUCUUGGCAUUCAUCCAUCUACAUAGAGCUCCAGCUCCACCAUUCAUCGGUUUGUGUGGACUGCCCUCAGUUAGCAUGGUUUAUUUUACAGAGGACAUACCUACCAAAGGUUAAGAUGUUGCCUCUGUAUUUCUAAGACUUGUAUCUUGCUCAGACUAGAUGUGGAUUAUCAAGCUCAAUAACACUAAUUGAGAAGGAGGUGGAGGGGGGGGGGGGGGGGGUGGAGGGGUUGUUAGUGGUGGGAUGAACUUACUCAGUAUUUUUUUUGUAUGCAACAAAGGUUACAGUACGCAUCUCAUUCCUUGCUGUUGGUGUCAAUGCUGGAUCGCCAUUCCAUAAGCUGUUUUUUAAGGGCCUGGCUGACUAAUUUAAUUAAUACAUUUAAUUUUUUAAACUUUAGUAAUCUUUUUGUAAUAUUAAAAAUUCUAAAAUCUUGACAAUCUAGAUUUUUAACUUUUUAGAGGUGCCAGUAUGCCUUUACAAAAAAUACUGAAUUUAGCAGAGAUUUUUCUACAAAAUAUGUGCCUGGAUUUCUUUAGUCAGGUUCUGAUUGCUUGCUGGGGUGACUGCAUGGAAUAGAAACGAGAUAUUUCCCAAAGGAAAUAAAAGGAUCAAGUGCCUGUUGUACUUAGUUCUCCACACUUUAAGAAGCAGAACCCUGAGUAUAAGCCUGGAAUGAGCUGUUCUUAGGCAAGUCCUUAAAUAAGGACCAUAAAUCAAAAUAAAUUGUCUGGGUGUUUUUUUUAGAAUACUGUUGAACGGUAUCAGAUGUUGUUAUUUUGUAUAUUUCCUGUACCACUACUCUGUUACACAACCUUCCCACUGCGCGCGAUUUAUCCAUGAGAAAAAUUUGUUAAAGUAUAUUUUUACAUUAAAUGUAAAGUGAUUUUCUUUCUUC